Molecule: messenger RNA, 916 nt
Organism: Diachasmimorpha longicaudata
Lineage: Eukaryota; Metazoa; Arthropoda; Insecta; Hymenoptera; Braconidae
Product: thioredoxin domain-containing protein 17-like
Exons: 3
Coding region: 447-824 (125 amino acids)
Cellular component (GO): cytosol
Molecular function (GO): protein-disulfide reductase [NAD(P)H] activity
Source: RefSeq, a predicted model, not a curated record
CCCUCAUUCCCGGAAUAAAUGGACUCGUUCUCCGAACUUCAAUUCCUAAUCCUAAAAAUACAUCCAAUAAGUCAUCAAAACAUCCGCAAAGUUGCGGAAAUUUAGAGGACAUUUCAGGUUCACGGACACCAAUAUCAAUCCAGGGUUACAUGUGCCUUCUCCCAUUCUGCUUGAACACCAGAAUUCACAUGUUUAUUAAUAAAAUCGUGAUUCGUGUCAAUGUGACGAGAAAUGCGAGCAAUCGAGUUCCGAUGAUUAUUCUCGUUCACGUUAUUUCCGGCUUCUGGUGAUCGUAAUGUGCUGCCCCCGUCCGCUUGUCUGUGCACCACAUGUUGGUGAUAUGGCGAUGUUUAUCAAGUGGUUAAAGUCACUUGGGGGCGACGUACUCCAUUAUAAGCACUAUUUUCCGCGAUAAAUCAUAGGCUUCACAAUAUUUAUCAUUUAAAAUGGUUGUGAAGCAUCAUGUUGAGGGUUACGAACCCUUCCUCGAGUUCAUGGAGAACCUGAAGCCGCAGGGACCGGUGAUUGUUCUCUACUCUGGCAGCAAAUUGCUUAGUGGACAGAGUUGGUGUCCUGAUUGUGUCGAAGCUGAACCGUUUAUUGAGAAGGGACUCGAAGCUGCUCCUGAUAAUGCACAUUUCAUCCACGUUGAAGUGGGGGACAGAGCAUUCUGGAAGGACCUCAAAUGCCCAUUUCGCUCAAAUCCAAAAACCAAAUUGAAUGUGCUGCCGACACUGUCGUUAUGGGGCACGCAAAAACGCCUGCAAGGUGAUGAGUGUCUCGAUGUGGGUCUUAUCGAAAUGCUCCUCGAGGAAGACGAUUAGAUUAUGAUAAGAUGAUUUGUAAUGCUGAUGUACAUUUCCUACUCAUUUUCUAUCACGUGUGGAGAAUUAAAUUGUGGUAAAACAGGAAAGAA